AUGGCAAGGCUCACCGACGAUGUGGACUAUGAUGCCAGUGAAACGUCUGGGAAUGUACCACGUCUACGGUCCGACUCUGAAAAUGACAAUGCAUACUAUGGACUCCGGACUAGGUGCGUUCCUCUAGGUCUUCCUGCCAAUAUGACCAAUGUGUGA
This is a messenger RNA of Protopolystoma xenopodis, 156 nucleotides long. Lineage: Eukaryota; Metazoa; Platyhelminthes; Monogenea; Polystomatidea; Polystomatidae. The record is from the annotation of a GenBank genome assembly.